AUGUCAAGCAACACACCAAGGAGCAACAGGGUGCGCUCGGCGCUGCCGGAGGCCAGCCCGUUCAGCAGCGUGCUGGCGCGGCUCCCCGACCUCUCGCCACCCCGCACGAAAUACACCACCAGCUUUGGAAGCCUGAACCCGAUGGCCAGCCCCCCGCCGGCCAACACCUUUGGCUUCCGGCAACAGAGCGCCCAGACGCCCGGCGGCGGCAACCAGGGCAAGCCCAUCGUAUCGUUUGACCUGCUGGGCACCACGCCCAUCAAGUCCCUCCAGCCGGGGGACCAGCAGCUGAGCAGCCCGCGGUACGACCUGCAGAGCCCCAAGUUCCCGCUCUUCCAGCCCUCGCCCAAGCAGCCGCUGGGAGCCCUGCCGACGCCGCCCUCAGUGCGGCUGGCCGACUCGUCUGCUGCCGGCGCCGCCGCGCGCGCCCGCUUCUCCAGCCCCUUUGGCUCGCUGCUGGACGGCAGCAGCCGCUCGGGGCCCUCGCCCGCCGGCGGCGCCAGCCUGGCGCCCGGCCGCUCGGCGGCGGCGGGCCAGGCGCGCUUUGCCGCGCUGUUUGCCCACGCCGCCGGCACGCUCGACGAGGCGGCGGCUGCGAUGGGCAAGGGCGACAUCCCGCCGCCGUCUGCCGGCCUGCACCCGUCCUACCUGUCGCCGCUGCGGCCGCCGGAUGGCGCCGCGCCGCGCCGCCCCGGCAGCGGCGGCGCGGUGGCCGAGGCCGCUGCGGCGGGUCGGGACGCGGCCGCCGCCGGGGACCCGCCGCAGCGGAGCGGCGCGCUGGCGGGCGGCGCGGCGGGGCUGGACGCCAUUGCCGCCGCGGCCGCAUCCGCCGGGGACAGGGAGGAUGAGGGUGAUGCUGAGGUGGCGGCCAUGCUGCAUGAUGGGGAGGCUGAGGAGGAGGAGGCGGAUGAGGCUGAGGAGGAGGAGGAGGAGGAGGAGGAGGAGGACGAUGAGGACUUUACUGUGGGCAGCUUCCGGCGGCCCGCGCCGGUGCGCGGCGCGGGCGCCAGCCGCGCCCAGCAGCUCUUCCAGGCGCGGCAGCGCCCCGUGCGCCGCCGCCAGCUGCGCUUUGGCGGCAGCGGCGGCGGCGGCGGCGAGGGGCAGGAGGAGGAGCCGGAGCCGGCCCAGCUGGUCCGCUGCACCCUGCCCCAGUCGCCCAUCUGCCAGGCGGUGAGCCCGGCUGUGGACGGCGUCACCUUUCACAUCGCCCGCCUCCGCGACGCUCCGACCUCCAGCGCCAGCGACGACGGCUCCGGCAGCCCCGCCCACCGCCAGCGCCCCGGCGCCUACUCUCUUGAUUCGCCGGCGGUCCAGGCGGCCACCCACGCGGCCGUGGCGGCGGCGCUGGAAGCCUCCGCAGGGGCAGGCGGCGCCCGCCGGCCCGCGCGCGCGGCGGCGGCAGGCGCGGCGGCGGCGGCCAAGGCGGCCGCCGAGGCGGCGGGCACGCCGAUGCAGCGGCGCGGCGGCGCGCACCUGGCGCGCAGCAGCAGCGACGGCGGCGCCGCGCUGCCGCCGCUCACGCCUGGGGAGGACGGGGUGGCGGGGCCGGGAGGGGCGCCCCAGGCCCUCUUUGCGGGCCCCAAGAAGUGCAACUGCAAGAAGAGCAAGUGCCUCAAGCUGUACUGCGACUGCUUCGCCAACGGCGGCUACUGCGGCCCCGCCUGCUCCUGCUCCAGCUGCGCCAACAAGGUGGAGAACCGGGCGAUGGUGGCGGCGCAGCGCGAGGCCAUCAAGCAGCGCAACCCCAAUGCCUUUGUCCAGAAGAUCGAGGCGGACGCCGCGCUGGGGGGGCAGCACCGCCGCGGCUGCAACUGCAAGAAGAGCCACUGCAUGAAGAAAUAUUGCGAGUGCUUCCAGGCCGGCGUGCCGUGCGGCGAGCACUGCAAGUGCGAGAGCUGCCACAACACGGCGGGGCACUCGGGGCGGCGCCCGCCGGGCGGAGGCGCAAGCAAGCGCGCGCGGGCCGGCGCGGCGGCCGCCCCGCAGACGGUCUCCACGCGGCAGCACGCCACCCGCAUGUCUGCUGGCGGCUCGGCCCUGGCGCAGCAGCUCAAGGCUGCGCAGGCCUUCCAUGCAGCCAUGGCCCAGGCUUCUGCCGGCAUAGCCACGGCGGCUGGCGGCGGCGCGGACGGCGGCGGCAGCCAGUCGCCCGGCCUCUUCCCGCUGCUGCAGCCGGGGCCGCUGGGCGCGGGCGACGGCGGCGGCGGCGCCCCGCUGCUGCUGCCGCUGCUGCUGCCGCAGGGCGGCGACGCGCCGCCGCUGCCGCUGCCCGCGGCGCCAGACGCAGCGCCCGACGCAGCCGCGCUGCCCGCCCUGGCCGCUUUCCAAGCCGCGGACGCCGCCCUCACCGCCGCCGACGGCGCGCCGCCCUCCCACGCCACCCCGGUGGCGGCGCUGCUGGGCCCGGCGGCGGCCGGGGCGGCCACGGCUGGAGGCGGCAGCGGCGGCCCGGGCGGCGACACUUUCACCUUCCACCCCAUCUCCGGCACCGACCGCAGCGGCAGCGGCAGCAGCAGCGGGCAGAGCACGCCGCGCGCGGCGGCCGCGGCGGCCGCGGCGGCAGCUGCCGACUUUGCCUUCACCUUGGACACCCCCGCAGCCGCCGCCGGCGCCGCGCCGCCCGCCGGCGCCUCGGCCCUGGAAAAGCUGCUGCCGGCGGCGGAGGCCGGCGGCGGCGCGGCGGCGGCGGCGGCCGCCGGCACCGCCAAGCCUGCGUCGCGGCCGGGCAGCGUGCGGGCGACACCCACCAAGCGGAAGCCGGCUCGCACCAUGACCGCCGCGCUGAUGUAG
Molecule: messenger RNA, 2790 nt
Organism: Chlorella variabilis
Lineage: Eukaryota; Viridiplantae; Chlorophyta; Trebouxiophyceae; Chlorellales; Chlorellaceae
Exons: 13
Coding region: 1-2790 (929 amino acids)
Biological process (GO): regulation of DNA-templated transcription
Cellular component (GO): nucleus
Source: RefSeq, a predicted model, not a curated record